Molecule: messenger RNA, 2558 nt
Organism: Dipodomys ordii (Ord's kangaroo rat)
Lineage: Eukaryota; Metazoa; Chordata; Mammalia; Rodentia; Heteromyidae
Gene: Ppp3r1
Product: protein phosphatase 3, regulatory subunit B, alpha
Exons: 5
Coding region: 28-510 (160 amino acids)
Molecular function (GO): calcium ion binding; calcium-dependent protein serine/threonine phosphatase regulator activity
Source: RefSeq, a predicted model, not a curated record
GGAAAUGAGGCAAGUUAUCCUUUGGAAAUGUGCUCACACUUUGAUGCUGAUGAAAUUAAAAGGCUAGGAAAGCGAUUUAAGAAACUUGAUUUGGACAAUUCUGGCUCUUUGAGUGUGGAAGAGUUCAUGUCUCUGCCUGAGUUACAACAGAAUCCUCUAGUACAGCGAGUAAUAGAUAUAUUUGACACAGAUGGGAAUGGAGAAGUAGACUUUAAAGAAUUCAUUGAGGGAGUGUCUCAGUUCAGUGUCAAAGGAGAUAAGGAGCAGAAGUUGAGGUUUGCUUUCCGCAUCUACGACAUGGAUAAAGAUGGCUAUAUUUCCAAUGGAGAGCUCUUCCAGGUGUUGAAGAUGAUGGUGGGGAACAAUCUGAAAGAUACACAGUUACAACAGAUUGUAGACAAAACCAUAAUAAAUGCAGAUAAGGAUGGAGAUGGAAGAAUAUCCUUUGAAGAAUUCUGUGCUGUUGUAGGUGGCCUAGAUAUCCACAAAAAGAUGGUGGUAGAUGUGUGACUCUUUGAAAAGUACCACCCAACACUUUUGCUUUCUUCUCCAUCUCUGAAGAUCUGCUCAAGACGUCCAGCAAUGCUCUCUGUGUAUUUAAAUGGAAGUAUUUUUCUCUGUGAAGCCACAUUUUCCAACAUGAGCCUCAUGAAGCCAACUAAGUGUUAUUGAACUCUUGCUCUCUCAAUAACUCAGUGUAGCACUUUAAAGUCUGAAGGGACAGCAACAUGAAAAGAGCAUAUCAAUGUGGUGGAGAAAGGGAAGGGGUUGGCUUUUUAAUUUAUUUUUCUUCAUCUUUUAUAACAAGAAAGUAUCUAUAUAUACAUAUGUAAAUAUUUAUAUAUAGAUAUAUGUAGCUUUCUAUAUAUGUAGUAGGUUGGCUUUAAUUUAAUAUACUUGAUUCAGAAACAAAACAAUAGAGUACAAAAGUGCCAAGCAGAACAUACAACAUCCUUACUUUUAUUUCACACAGUUUUAUAUGUAGAUAGAAGAUUGUACAAUUUGAGCAGGGUGUUAGGCCAGCUAUUUUCCUGUGCUUUCUCCUUUGAGAGAUUGACAAAGCAUUUGUUAAUGUCCUAUUAUUUACCUUAAUUACAUUUUUUUAGACAGAGGGGUCUGUAAUUUUAUUUAUACUGAUGAAUAUAUUUCCAGGGACUAUGAAUCAUUGCUGAGCAGCUUUUAAUCCAUCUCUGCCUGAGAAGAAAGUAUAGUUGAAUGCUGCUGCCAAGAGCUGGCUGUAUUCCUAUAGUACCUGCACAGUGCUAUGGCUGCUUCGUUUUGUUACUCUGUAACUAGGAGCCAUUAACAUUUAUUAAAUGUCCCUGAGUAAGUGUAAUUUACCAGUCCUGAUUUUAUGCAUAAAGGCCAGAAGCAAUCAUGAUUUCUCUUAUUGCAUUACUUAAUGAAGGAAACCUGAAGCAAUCAUGUAACUACUUAGGACAUUGUUUGUUUCAUUAUACAUAGGUAAAUAAUUUGUCAUUAAACUCGUGUUUGAACUAUGAAUUUCCCUUGUGUCUCAAAAGACUUGGAGCUUACAUAAAAAACUUGGGCUAUUUAAUGUGCAUGUAUGUGUCUAAACAUCCACAUACACUUGUGACUUAAAUGAGAGAAAUCUUGCUAAUCUACAUUGUAGAAGAGCAAAAUUUUAUCCAAAUUUAUACUUUUUUAAAUACAAGGCAUAGAAUGCAUUUUUUUGUUUGCCCAAUAAUUGGUAAUGGAUGAUAAUGCAAUAAAUUUGUGUGAUAUAAAAGUAGUAAAUCAUGUUCCACCACUUGCUGUUACCCUUCCCUUUUCUGCAAAGGUACUAUAUUGGCUGGAAGAAAAACACUUUGGUUAGCUUUAUAUGACAGUAAUCUUCCCCUCUAUAGUUUUCUGAACAAGUGGUUUUAGAACCAUGAGUAGUAGGGCAGGUGGAGUCCAGGGGACUGAGUCUUGAGUGGGGCACCCUCUCCUGCCACUGCUGCUCCUUCAGCUGAGUGCUGCACAUCAUGGGCUCUGUCUGUGAGAGAAAUCCCGGUGCUUGGUGUCCUUGCAUGACAUGGAGUUUUGCAUGUAGAUCGAUUUAAAAUGUACCUCUUGUUUACAUAAUUUGCAUAAUUUUAAAAGAUAAUGUUGCCAAACUUUGGAAAUGUUAAUGUUCAAACUGAAUCUCCACUACAUGUAACUUUCUUCCUCUGGAUCAGGACGUGGCUUACAUCCCAGCUGUGGUUUGAUCUGUUCCAGUGUCAACUGCCAUGUGCUCUGCUUCAAGGGGGAACUAGUCUUUUGUGAAUUUUUUGUAUAUAAUUAUUUGUUACAAAUAUUUUAGCAAAUGCUUUCUAUUUCUCUUGCUUGUGCAUAUCCUGGCUGGCGUUUCAGAAAAAUAGUGCAAACAAUAUUUCCUUACUGGGGAAUGAGGGUUUUUCCUUUUUUCUUUUUUUUGUGUGGGGGUGGAGAGGGAGGGGGUGGUUUAUGUUGAAUGUUUAGUUUUUCUUCUGCAUGAUACGUCAUGUUGUGGGAUCCUUAGAAAACUUCAUACUGUAUGAAUAAGAAAAUAAAAUAUUUGAAACUUCCUUGAA